This is a messenger RNA of Magnolia sinica, 1023 nucleotides long. RefSeq lists its product as uncharacterized. The record is from RefSeq and is a predicted model, not a curated record. Lineage: Eukaryota; Viridiplantae; Streptophyta; Magnoliopsida; Magnoliales; Magnoliaceae. Gene Ontology annotation, biological process: proteasome assembly. The coding region runs from base 454 to 825 and encodes 123 amino acids. The transcript is spliced from 8 exons.
AUGCUAGAGCACUUGACAUUGGUGGUGUGGGAUCCAUCAUCAUGGAUGAUGCCGCCGGGGGUUAGAAUGGAGAGUGUUACGAGGGUCUGGUGGACAUGAAGCACAAAAAUGCAAUGUGCUUCCUGUCAUUGAUGAAUGCAACUUUCUUCUGAUUAUAAUCUAGUAUGAUGGGGAUGCGACCGUUGAUGAUGCCAUGAAAGUUGAAGAUUCUCUAGAAGAGGGAAAUGUAAUUGCCCUUUCAGGAGGACAGGGGAUAAGAUAUCAUUAUGGUGCCCUGACUAACCCAAAGACGCUCCAAUGAUAAAGAUGGCCUAUAGAAGGGCUGCUCCGAUGCCUAACCAUGCAACUCAUAUAUUUAAAUUCUAAAAGAUAUCAAUUCUAUGCAGGUCCUGCCAUGUGUGCAAAACCUAAAAAUGUGAUGUGGAGAGAUGGAUAUACAGUAAUCUGGUUGAAAUGGAUCAACCAACUGAUUUUCCAGUCCGUCACAAAAAUCUCUCCGUGGAUAUUAAGGGAAAUAAAACAGACGUAGUGCUCUGCAGCUACGAUGAUCACUUUCUAGUUAUGGCGACCCAGAUAGGAAGUAUGGGAACAAUACUAAAUGCAAGGAAGGAAGAAGGCAUGUCAGUCAAUCCAACUUUCAAUGUGUCAGUUAUAUUUGGUAAACGAGAUGAGCCGAUGCUGGUAGCAUGCGCACGCCAACUGAUCGAGCACAUAAGUAGCUGUGGUUCAUCUAGGCCGUUGGUGCUCUCUCUCGGUCUCAAGGACCACUCUCUGGAGACGCUGAAAGACAUUGUUUCUGUUGUCAUCGAGAAUCGCCUUUGGUAAGAUCUACAUCAUGGUCAUUUCGAUAAUUUUAGGAUAGUUGGCCCGACUGUAAAAUUUUCAUCAAAAUGCAAUCAGUGGCUUCAAUGUAGAGUUUUCAAACACUAAAAAUGGCCGAAAAUCACCUACUGCUACAUGAGGUCAAAUUCAUCUAAUGUUGUAAUGGAUAGAAGAGAAAUUUAUUUAUUUAUUUUAUCAUUA